AUGGAAACCGCAAACGGAAAUGCGGGCUCUGCGGCCACGGCCCAAAACGGCCAACAGGAAGACGCGUCAGGGUUCAAGUUGAAGUUCUGUACUGUCUGUGCGAGCAACCAGAACCGGUCAAUGGAAGGGCAUCUCCGCCUCGCCCAAGCCAACUACCCCGUCAUCUCCUUCGGGACCGGGUCCCUCGUACGGUUGCCAGGGCCCACCAUUACCCAACCCAACGUCUACAAAUUCAAUGAGACCUCAUACGAUAGCAUCUAUCGGGAGCUCGAAGCCAAGGAUCCCCGUCUGUACCGGGCAAACGGCCUGCUGAAUAUGCUGGGCCGGAACCGCGUCAUCAAAUGGGGUCCCGAGCGAUGGCAGGAUUGGCAAGUCGGGAUGCCGAGAGUCAAACACGAGAAGGAUCAAGGGAGCAUAGGCAUGGAGGCUGGCGUGCCCGACAUUGUCAUCACUUGCGAGGAGCGUUGCUGGGACGCCGUGGUCGAUGACCUCCUCAACCGUGGCUCUCCGCUGAACCGGCCCGUUCACGUCAUCAACAUCGACAUCAAAGACAAUCACCAGGACGCUUCGAUUGGCGGUGGAGCUAUGGUCGACCUCGCAGAUUCUCUGAACAGAGCCGCAAUGGAGGAACGUGACAAAGUAGGAGCGGCCGUUUUCGAUGCCGGGGGCGCUGCCAGCCGUGCGAGCUUUGACGAACGGGUGCCCGAAGUUUUAGGCGAGUGGCAGGAGAGGUGGCCCGGUCUACCUUCUACGUGGACUUUGUCCUGGUUUUGA
This is a messenger RNA of Chaetomium globosum CBS 148.51, 774 nucleotides long. RefSeq lists its product as uncharacterized. Gene Ontology annotation, biological process: termination of RNA polymerase II transcription. Lineage: Eukaryota; Fungi; Ascomycota; Sordariomycetes; Sordariales; Chaetomiaceae. Bases 1 to 774 code for a protein of 257 amino acids. The transcript has 2 exons. The record is from RefSeq and is a predicted model, not a curated record. Gene Ontology annotation, molecular function: RNA polymerase II CTD heptapeptide repeat phosphatase activity. Gene Ontology annotation, cellular component: mRNA cleavage and polyadenylation specificity factor complex; nucleus.